This is a messenger RNA of Lingula anatina, 4448 nucleotides long. Its product is annotated as UDP-glucose 4-epimerase-like. Gene Ontology annotation, cellular component: cytosol. Lineage: Eukaryota; Metazoa; Brachiopoda; Lingulata; Lingulida; Lingulidae. Gene Ontology annotation, biological process: beta-D-galactose catabolic process via UDP-galactose, Leloir pathway. Gene Ontology annotation, molecular function: UDP-glucose 4-epimerase activity. The record is from RefSeq and is a predicted model, not a curated record.
AAUAAUAAUAAAAUCAACCUUCGGAUAUGUAACAAAGAUGACAUCUCAUUUCAUCCUGCAAUAUAAUUUAUUUUGAUUGUUUGUGCAGGGCACAUUGGGAGUUAAAUAGGUAGGUUAAAUGUCUAGUUUUACAUUUGAUGUUUGUGUUUUAAUUUAUUCCAAGAAACAAGUUGUCUAAUGAAAUGCCAUUAAUCAUACUAGACAUCUCCAUAUUACAUGUGUGAUGCAUUUCAUGACUUUUAAGAAAUUAAUGUUUAUGUGAAUUUUAUAGUUCUUUCAGAAAAGCAAAACGGCUUUUACUGUCAAAGACCUAUAAACAUAAUAACAAAUAAUUUUACAUAAUAUUCAGAAUGUGUAAUUGAAAUGGCUUCCUACUUAGUGUUCAUCUAGCUUAUCCUUGGGUUAAUAACAUAGUUUAUCAAAUGGAGGCUAUAGAUCUUUGAUGAUUCUUUAUUAUUUCAUGGAUAAGGAACCCUAAAAGCUUAAUCUUAUAAAUGAUAUCUCAGCAUGAAUAAUUUGUAAAAUUGUGGAAAAUUUUACCACAAUGUGUUUUUUCAUUUGAAAUUUUACUCAAAUUUCAUUUGUGUGUUUGUCUUUGCCUAGAGGUUGUUUGACAUUUCAGGUUGAAAUGUUUAGUGUCUACCUUUGAUUUAUAUUUUAGAUUUCAAUUUUGCCAAGUAGGUUUAUAAUUAUAUCAUCAAGUUAUAAAAUUAGUUUUAUAUAAAAAAAUGCAGUACAGUAUGAGUUAAAAAAAAUUGAAUGGGGAUCACCAUAAUAUAAUAAUAUUCAGUUGACAAUCAUUUUCCUGUUUCCUGUAUGUACUUUUUGAGGGUAUUACUAUAUGGGCUAGUCUUCUUGCAGUAUUUUUAUGUUGCUAAUUACCUCGGUCAGCUAAUGAGGUAAUGUGUCUGGUUUCCAUCUGUUUGAUGGAUUUCAUGAAAUAUUCAGUAUAAGUCAGAGAUGGGCUGUCUUAAAAGGGAUUGAAUUUUUGUAGCUUUCCAUGAACUUGAUUACCAUAAUUUUCUAAAGGAUUCUUCACAGUUGUUGGAAAGGGUCAGUUAUCUUUACCCUUUGUGCAAUGAACAUGUUUCAACUACCACAACUUAUCAGUGACAGGUCCUUGGUGGAGGGCUGUGCAUUCUGAAUGCUGUUCAAGUUGACUGUUUGUGUCCCAGUUAUGUACAUUUUUGAAUGUGAUCUGAAUCCUUGUGUUUCUUAUUAAUGCUUAGAAGGUUGUUCUAGUAAAUGGGUUUUUGAAAUAAAAAGGCUGUUCACAGUUGUUUACAGGGGAGCACUCAGGAUAAAGCAUAUGCUAAUGAGAAAAAAGCGUGCUUUAUUUAAUAAUUAAUAUUUGAAUAAAUGAAGUAUUAGAUAUUUUCUGUAAGGGCACAAUUUAAUUUUUUUUAAACUUGUUGUUGCCAUAAAAUUUUAAUCAUGUUUUAUGUGAGCUGGUCUCUGCUUUUUUCAGUUGGAUGGUCCCAGAAUAAAAGGUAGUUUUAGCAGAUGUGAAUUGUUUAUGUAUUGAGAAUGACCCUUACUAAUUCUUGCUGCAUUACUUGCAGUUUUGGUGCCAUGUAGAUACUAAAGAUGACUGAGCUGUUAGUAUGAUUUUACUCUGCAUAAAUUCUUGUUGUUUACAAAAUUCAUGUAAAGAUAUAGUAAAUAAGUAAUAAUAAGUUUUACAGAUACUAUAAUAAUGCAUCAAAUUGAAUAUUGAAUUGCAUUAAUCUAAUGAUGGUACAGGUGACACAGUAAACUCUAUAUUAUUCUUUUUAGUAAUAAAAUUGGGUUGUAUAUUUGUUGGUUUUUCAGUUAAUGGAUUGUCUUAAUCAUGCUUGAUAUGUUGUGAUUAUUUAAUAUGUAGUUCGUAAAAAAUUAUUUUAAGAAUAAAACAGGGUCAGAAAAACAUGUUAUGGUUCCUUUCCUUUUAAGUACCAAAUGCUUCAUAUAACUUAAGUACACACAUUAAAAUGCAUAAUGAAUAUGACCCAAACUUCAAUAUUUGUGCUUUCCAAAUUUACAUAUGUUUUUGUUAUUUGGGGUGAGUGGGGUGGGGAUGGUACAUGUAUUUGUACAGAUGUUUGUAAUGUAAAUGUACCUGCUUUAGGCACUGCUACACCAACCCAAAUGGAAUGUAGUAGCUCAGGUGAAAAAAGUUUUUGUUCAUUGUGGGGUAGUGCCAGUUUCUACCUCCAAUAGUAUUGAAUACAAUAAAAACCAGGUAAGAAUGCUGAAAUGUGACAAAAUUUUAGUCAAAUAGAAAAUGUUUGCUUAAAUGUAUAUUAUGGCUGUGUAACAGACUGUGAAAUCAUUAUGCUAAUUAAAUUAUGUUGAUAUGUAAAUGUGCAGUUGCAACACAAAACUCCCACUAACCCCUCUCCCCUGGCUUUAACAAAUGAGACAUAUUUCUUCAUACAGAUCUACACUGCAAAACUUGUCCCAUAUCUGCUCUUUGAUUACACUGAAUUAAUAUUCCCCUCUUACAUCAAGUUAAGUACAGGCAUACUUCAUCAUACAGUGGCAACAGUGUCGUGCCUAUGGCUAUGUCACAGAUACUGUCAAGCAUUUGGCUCAUUCACAGCUGUUUUACAGCUGAAGAAGGCGGUACCAUACAGACUAACCAUAUACCUUAAUAAAAAGUCACAGGAAAAUGGCUCCAGGAACAAACAGAAGGGCAUGUGUACUGGUAACAGGCGGUGCUGGUUAUAUAGGUAGCCAUGCUGUUGUGGAGUUGAUAAAUUCAGGGUACGAUGCUGUCAUAGUGGAUAACCUAAGUAAUGCAUAUAGAGAAAGCAUAAAUAGGGUUGAAGAAAUUACUGGUUCGAGCAUCCCUUUCUAUGAACUAGAUAUACUGGAUAAAGAAGAACUUUCAAAUGUCUUUGAAAAGCAUGAGAUAACCCAUGUUAUGCAUUUUGCGGGCAGUAAAGCCAUUGGGGAGUCUUGUCAAGUUCCACUCAUGUACUACAACAACAAUUUGUUGGGAGCUAUUGCACUCUUUAAUGUAAUGAAGAAGUAUCAAGUAAAGAAUCUAGUGUUCUCCAGUUCAGCUGCUGUGUAUGGAGUUCCACAAUAUCUGCCAAUUGAUGAAAAACAUCCAACAGGGGGCUGCACCAGUCCAUAUGGGAGAACAAAGCUUUUUAUUGAGGAAAUGAUUAAAGAUAUAUGUCAUUCAGAUAAGUGGAAUGCAGUACUCCUGCGCUACUUCAACCCUAUUGGUGCCCACAUCUCUGGUAAAAUAGGAGAAGAUCCCUCUGGACAUCCCAACAACUUGAUGCCUUAUAUAUCACAGGUGUCUGUGGGAAGGAGAAGUGAACUAAGUAUAUUUGGGAAUGACUAUGAUACACCUGAUGGUACAGCCCUGAGAGAUUACAUCCAUGUGGUAGACUUAGCCAAGGGGCAUGUGAAAGCACUCAAGAAAUUAGAAGAGAACUGUGGGUUAAAGUAUUACAAUCUUGGCAUUGGGCGCAGCUAUUCAGUACUGGAAAUUGUGAAAGAAUAUGAAAAGGCAUCUGGGAGACAGGUACCUUACAAGAUUGUAUCCCGCCGAGUUGGUGAUGUACCCAUCCUGUAUUCAGACCCGGCAUUAGCAGAGGCAGAGCUGGAUUGGAAGGCAGUGAAAGAUCUCAAGGCAAUGUGUGAAGACACAUGGCGUUGGCAGUCUCUGAAUCCACAUGGCAUGCGCGAAGUCAUAUCCCCUUCCUAGAAUUCUGAAUCAUCAUUUUCAAGGAGCUGUUACAUAUUCUUCAGGAAAAAUGACUAAUAUAGGGAAAUUAUGUGUAGCUGAAGUCAGACAAUUUUAAUCCAUAUCUGAACAAAAAACCUUUGGAAACGCUCAUUUACUCUUAGCAAUUCCACUAGUCAACAUGAUGAUAAACUUGUCAUCAGCUGUAGACGAGAAGACAAUGUGUAGCAUAUACAUUUAUUGGGAUCAGUGCUUGAGCACAUUUAGCAGCCUAUAGACCAGCAAUCCUAGGUGCUCUUUUGGAAUAAGAAGGAAGCAUCAACCUUAUCUACAAAACAUAAAGUCCAAUAACUGUAAGCUGCUCAUAUUAUAUGUUUAGAUAUAGGUAACUUAGAUUAUAUCCUUAUCUCACUGAUAUUUUAUUGUGGCUACACUGCUGCUAUACUACUUACAGAUUUUAGAAUAGAUUCUUUGAUAUUAACAAAAAGAAAAUAAUUUGCUAGAAGACAUUCUUGAAGUUUCAAAUACAGUGUGACUUGUCCAGUUAUAAAAUCAGUUUUUGUCUACUUUAAAAAUAAUAUAUUUCAAGUGAAAACAAAAAAUAUAAAAAAUGCUAAUAAACUGCAGCGCAAAAAAUGAUGAAAGCUACACAUAAACAUUGUCAAAUUCACUUUUCUAGAAAGACAAUACUUCAGACAUGCUGAAACUGUCGGUCCGAUCGGUCAUGACUGGGAAAAUUUGUCUGGACCGGUAAAAAAUUGGACUU